CAGUACGCCCGCACAAGUGACGUGAGAUUUUCAGUGUGUGAGUGUGUGGAAAUUUGAGGAAAGAUAGGUGCCGGACACAGCAAUCACUAUGCCAAUACGGAGUUCCUGCGGGAGGCACAGGAGGCGCUCUGGAUGGGCGAGGAGGCACAGAACAAGGGCCAGAAUCAAAGAAAAAGAAGAGAGUCGUGCAUAAACAACGUGAAACUCAACGCUCGACGUCAGAACCGACCCUCGAUCGACAACGGCACCUACACCAAGCGCCCUCGUGAUAAAUUCCAGAGGGGUAGUCUAGAGAACGUCUCCAGCGACCCCUGGGGGGACCCACAACAGUCCUUGAGGAGGUGUCGAAGUCUAAUCACACGAGAGGAUAUUUUCACCAAUUUGGACAUCCAGUGUGAUAAACCGAGACGAUCGCAGUUGAUUCCUCGAGCGAAGUUGAUCGAAAAAUCAAAGGAACCAAGGUACGCUGUUGUCCGGGGACAAAGUUUGGACAAUCUCAGUAUAAGUCCCCCGGAUUAUUCCCCGGAAAGGCCGAACGUUCCGGAAGCCGUCUACACGUCAAUAAGUAACUUGGCGAGUCCCAAAUUCCUUAUUGGCAAAGAGCAAGACAAGAGGACUCCGUUUGAGGACACUCCAGGCUUAAGUCUUCCUAACUAUUAUCCUGAUUCGAGAUACGACACUGAUAACACCGAUGCGAUCUCUUUAGCAGAUGACUACUCAUCGUAUGGCGAUUUCAGUAAAAAGUACUCCUCGUGUGAUAAUAUUUCAGCAGGGAAGUGGACGAUAAACGAACCUGAGAGUAUCCCUUACGACGAUAAUAUAGUACUAAGUGCAAAUAGGCCUUUAUACGAUUCCAUCCGGGAGAAUCACUACGCUAAACCAAAGACAAUAAGAGGCCCAACUCCCUACAAUAGUGACACACAGAACUACUAUAGAAGAAGCUAUUCUUCUGAUUCUUCCGAAGAUAAGCAGAAAGAAAUCGAAGAGAACGACCAAAUCAGUUUGGAGUACUUCGAAACCGACAAAAACCUUGACGAAAUCAACGAAAACAUCAGCAAAAUCCUAGAGGUUGAGGAACCAAAGUGCAGUGAAGUGGUCGAACCAGAACCCAUCAAAGUCGAAGUCGAAGCACCAGAGAACGAAGAAUACAAGACCAUAGUGACCGUCAAUCCUGACGAAACCGAAGAAGAGAAAAACAAGCACAGUCAUAACUACUUGCGCGAGUUUCUCGAAACGCAAAAAGGGUCCAAAAAGCCCUUGCAGAAUUUCCUCAGCAAGAAAUUAUCAAACUUGUCCCGGAAAAGUACGAAUCUGAUCGAUAAUCGUUUCUACUCCCUCCCAGACCUCGCCGUGACGAAAAGUUUGCGAAAAUGCGAAAAAAUCGAUCGUAAGUUGCGCAAAUUAGAGAAAAAUAACCCCAAGAAAGAAGGCGAAAAUCGCUUCAUUGUCAACAUUGGCAAACAUUUCGACAUCACGGCCAACACUAGCGUCCCCGUCGACUUCGAACUAAAAAUCGCGAAAGUACCGAGGAAAAGCAAGAACAAGAAAGUCAAGAACCGGUCCGAGGAGCAAUUUCUCGAAGCCGUGAAGAGCUUGAAGAACACCUUAAGUGUGAAACUCGACGAGAAUCAUAAUUUUAAGCCUGAAAUUGUGGCGUUUCAGACUAAGAUGGACGAGUGCACGAGGGAGUACCAGGAGAAGUUGGGCACCAUGCGGACGUACUGGGACAAAAUGGUCAAUGGGGACAAAAACGAAGAAGCGAAGUGUGAGAUUGUUCCGGCGAAAAUCGAAGACAUGAGGAAGAAAUUUGAGCCGGAGGAAAAAGAGCCGGAAAAGCCCGGCAUCGUGCAAAUCACCAAGCAACUCUUCGAGAAGAAAACCGCCGAAAAGUGCGAAAAAAUCUCACCCUUGAUCAAGGAAUCGUGCAAUUACUUCGAAAAUCAAUUCGAGAGCCUCAACCCCAACAUCGUCGAAAUCGUUUCGAAGGACGAAAAGAAGCACAAACCCGUGACCAAAUCAAUGAGCAUCACUUAUCCAGAGUUCGACCAUGUGCGCUACCGGGUGGUCAAAUCCGACCUCUUCCAGAAGAAAAUCUUCGCCAACUGCGAAAAGGAGAGCCAGUUCGAUGGUUUGAUGCAAUAUUUGCAAGACUACAGUUUCCAGGAGUUGCUUCGUGACAACAACAUCGUGAUAAUCGAGCCAAUCCGGACAAAAAUCCAGCACGAAUCCACUAAUAAGAGCCCAAAGACCGCAAAAAACGUCACACCCUUGUUGCACAAGCACAAAAAUGAGGAAAACCCCAACUUGAAACGCCACUUCUUCUACCACCCGAUCCGAGUGAACAAGGAAGUGAACGAUGACGAACUACCAAACCCUGAUACCGUCAAACAAGUCCGGCUGUUUUUCGAAGGGGGGUUGAAAAGAUCGCAGAGUUCGGAUUUUGAGAGCAACAGGAACGAGGAAAAGUGCGAAAAAACCGCCGAUCCUGAUAAAGAUCAUUGUUCGGCUACCGAUUCAAACACCUCGAACUUGUCCGAUUUUGGGAGCCAGGAAAACCUUUACGAUUCUUUGACCGAGCAUUGUUGCGAACGCCAAUACGUCAGUGAGGACAUCCUGGAGAAAAUCCGGGAAUGCGGGACCACAGUGACGUAUUACGGGGGCCGUGUGGUGAAGAAACAGUCGGGACAACCCGUACUCACCAAGGCAAUUAUGGAGGAAAUCCGAAGUAACGAAAUGAAGAACAGUGAGUGUGGCUGCAGGAAGGAUGGUUAUCAGGGGGUUAAGUUCAAGUUGCUCAAGUCGAACAGUUGCAAUAGUCGCUUGGAGUUGGUUGGGACCAACGAUUUGAAAGAGGCGAAGGAGAAGUAUUUGAAGAACCGACAGGUCAAUCUUGACAAAAACACAAUCAACGAAACGAUCAAGAAGAACAUGGAUUUCCAACCGAGGAUAAUCGGAGAGGAGCGCAAAAUGACGCAAUGGGGCGACCUCAAGGAAAAAACCUACAACGGGAUCAGUUUCAACAACAGGAAGAAAGUGACGUACGACUACCACAAUUACGACUCGAUCAAGCAAAAGACGAAAAAAAUCGACGACAUGGAAUUCGAGCCGUAUGAGGUGGCUUGAGGUGCAACGAAUUUCGACGAUUUAGGUGUAUCAGGUUUAGGGUGUAUGACUUGUACAUGAAUAAAUAUUUGUAGCAAU
Tribolium castaneum (red flour beetle) is the source of this 3201-nucleotide messenger RNA. It is a transcript of the gene jv, whose product is annotated as javelin. The coding region runs from base 133 to 3123 and encodes 996 amino acids. The transcript is spliced from 3 exons. NCBI's taxonomy places the organism in Eukaryota, Metazoa, Arthropoda, Insecta, Coleoptera, Tenebrionidae. The record is from RefSeq and is a predicted model, not a curated record.